Fonsecaea erecta is the source of this 1074-nucleotide messenger RNA. RefSeq lists its product as hypothetical. NCBI's taxonomy places the organism in Eukaryota, Fungi, Ascomycota, Eurotiomycetes, Chaetothyriales, Herpotrichiellaceae. Gene Ontology annotation, cellular component: catalytic step 2 spliceosome. The record is from RefSeq and is a predicted model, not a curated record. Gene Ontology annotation, molecular function: RNA binding; protein binding. The coding region runs from base 1 to 1074 and encodes 357 amino acids. The transcript has 4 exons.
AUGAUGCCGUCCAUAAAACGACAAGCUUCUGACAGCUUCAGCCAGCCACAAGCACUGGUAAAGAGGCAAAAGUCCAGUUCAGAUCUGAACGACAAACAGGCCCUGACUGUUGGCGCGAAAGAUCAAAAUGGCACUCUCGUUCCCUCCGCUCUUCGCACCAGCGCGUUGGCGGCUCCCAUCAUGGAACUGGCAGGUCACUCAGGGGAGGUUUUCGCGACCAGAUUCGAUCCCACGGGUCAACAUAUUGCCUCAGGGUCCAUGGACCGCUCAAUAAUGCUUUGGAAUACAUAUGGGGGUUGCGAAAACUACGGAAUCAUGACUGGCCACAAAGGCGCUGUGUUGGAUUUGCAAUGGUCCCGCGAUUCGAGAACGAUAUAUUCCGCUUCUGCCGACAUGACUAUCGCGAGCUGGGAUCUCGAAACAGGCCUGAGGAUACGUAAGCACGUCGGUCAUGAGGAAGUCAUAAACUGCUUGGACUUGAGUAGACGUGGUCAAGACCUCCUACUCAGCGGCAGCGAUGAUGGCUGCAUCGGGAUAUGGGAUCCUCGCCAGAAAGCGGCGGUCGACUACAUCGAAACAGACUUCCCCAUUACAGCGGUGGCUAUGGCCGAGCAGGGCCAUGAGAUCUACUCGGGUGGUAUUGACAACGACAUCAAAGUUUGGGAUGCCCGCAAAAUGGAGGUUACCUACACCCUGACUGGGCACCAAGACACGAUCACCUCGUUGGAAGUGUCACCCGACUCGCAAACAUUACUUUCAAAUUCUCAUGACUCUACGGUGCGGACAUGGGAUAUUAGGCCAUUCGCUCCGGUCGAUCGGGCGGUGCAGACUUAUGAUGGAGCUCCUUCAGGCUUUGAAAAGAACCUGAUACGAGCAAGCUGGAGUCCAAUAGGGGACAAAAUCUGUGCUGGGGCAGGUGAUCGGACGGUAGUGAUCUGGGACACCGGAUCCGCGAAAUUACUCUAUAAGCUCCCAGGGCAUAAAGGAACGGUCAACGACGUACGGUUCUCGCCCACCGAAGCACCAAUCAUCGUUUCCGGCUCGACGGAUCGCAACCUCAUUCUUGCGCCAUGA